This is a messenger RNA of Chenopodium quinoa (quinoa), 1539 nucleotides long. RefSeq lists its product as uncharacterized. The coding region runs from base 1 to 1539 and encodes 512 amino acids. NCBI's taxonomy places the organism in Eukaryota, Viridiplantae, Streptophyta, Magnoliopsida, Caryophyllales, Amaranthaceae. The record is from RefSeq and is a predicted model, not a curated record. The transcript has 8 exons.
AUGGAGGAGGAUGGGUAUUGGUGCCAAAUGCCUGUAGCUGAAGAUAGAAUUCACAGGCCUUCACCUGUGCUGCACGAAGGAAAUUGCAGCUUGGAAUACAAUUGGCUUGGGAUCAACGCAGCUCGGAAGGUGACAAGGCGUGACCCUUCUAUCACCCCUCCAUCUGCUAGGGCUCUUGAACAAAUCGUUGCAGCUGCAGCUGCUGUCAAAGCUGGAGUUUUUGCUAUUAACUCCGAGCACAACGCUGAGCCGUCAACUUCAAUUGUUGGGCCGAAUGUGCUCACAGCUUCAGACGAAGAGUUGCUAAGGAGUUCGUCUGAAGAAGAAGAAGAAAACAAGGACGCCGAAAAAGCUAAGCCCUCCUCUUCAUACGACUCUUCAGAGAAAGAAAUGGCAGGUCCUGGAAGGAGGAGAUUGAGAAGAGUUGUUGUUGAUCCGGGAGAAUUCCCGGAGGAGGAAGUGCAGCAAAGGACUCCUCCUGUCCUGACAGAGUCUCCUCGACAUACAGCCGAGGAUUUCACAGCUGAAAUCCAAAGAGAAAUUGAUGCCCUCAUCGUGCAGCACUCCAAGGACGAUGAUGUGCAAAUUUUGUCAAGGAGACCUGAUGAUUUUAAGGAGGUUGAUGAAAGAGUUGAGGGUCCCAGAUCGUUUGACAUUCCAUCAUCUGCUGGGCACUCUUUCAAAACCUUCCAAUCCGGAGAGAUGGGUUUUGAGGCUACCCCUAUGAUAGUGGUCCCUGAAGCUAUCAAGGAUAGCUUGCACCUUCACCGAGACUCAUCCAUUGAACUCUUUGGUGACUUGUCCAGCGUUUCUGAGCUGGAGAGAGUUGAGAGAUGGUCAAUUCGCGCUGCUGCGGGAGUGACUGAACCUUUGGUUGUUCACAACAAUGUGUUGGCUGCUGGCCUAAACGAAGAGAUAAGGCUCAAGGCAGAGGAAGCUGAGAACCGGGCUCGGCUGUAUGAGCUGAAAUGUAAAAAAGCAGAGGAAGAAUCUUCUGCCAACCUUUCUCGGAUGAAGGAGGAGUACGGCGCUGUUGACAUUUUGAGUUUCAAAGCUCGGAUUGAGGAGAAGAUGAAGAUAGAGGCAAAAACUCGGCAAGCUCUGGCCGAGGAUCUGGAGAUGGAGCGGGCAAAUCAUGAGGCUGAGACUCAGCGGCUUAUCAGCCAUCUGGAUGCUAAGGACUCUGACCUGUCUUCAAUGAGUUCUGGUCUGCAAGAGCUGAAAGAUCAGCUGGCGGCGCAGAUUGAGGAAGAUGCCAAGGCCAAAGAAGAGGCUGAAAAAGCUAAGGCAUAUCUCUCGGCUGCCAAUGAUUUGCUGAAGGUCGAGGAAUGGGCGGCGGUCCUUAACCAUCCGAAGAUGCGGGUCGCCCAUCCAGCUGAAGAUACGUACCUUGUCCGCCUCGCUGAAGCUGAAGCCGAGGAAGAUGGGGCUGAAGAUGGGGAUGCGGCUAGAGAGAUUGACAUUGUUCACCCUGUCUCAUCUUCUGCUGUUGAGACCUUGAAAGCUCCAAACUCUGAUCCAGCCAAUGCCGAAGCAUAG